Carassius auratus (goldfish) is the source of this 3296-nucleotide messenger RNA. Its product is annotated as protein unc-13 homolog B-like. Gene Ontology annotation, cellular component: synaptic vesicle membrane; presynaptic membrane; terminal bouton. Gene Ontology annotation, molecular function: calmodulin binding; syntaxin-1 binding; diacylglycerol binding. The coding region runs from base 101 to 1246 and encodes 381 amino acids. Lineage: Eukaryota; Metazoa; Chordata; Actinopteri; Cypriniformes; Cyprinidae. Gene Ontology annotation, biological process: dense core granule priming; synaptic vesicle priming; presynaptic dense core vesicle exocytosis. The record is from RefSeq and is a predicted model, not a curated record. The transcript has 10 exons.
UGUGUGUGUGUGUUACUCUCAACAGCUUGACUCAGAGGCUGCAGAUAUCCUCAAUGACCUGCAAGGGAAGCUUAAUUCUGUUCUGGAUAACCUGAGUGGCAUGUUUGCCAAGAGUUUCCAGGCCCGUAUGAAUGCAUGUGUGUGUCAGAUGGCGGAGAUCCUGUAUCAGAUUAAAGGACCUCUGAAUCAGAACAGUCGUAACACAGCGGAGGCUGAUGCAGACAACGCACUGCGGCCGCUUAUGGAGUUCCUCGACACAAACCUCAGCAUCUUUGCAGACAUAUGUGACAAGACCGUGUUGAAGCGUGUGCUAAAGGAUCUCUGGAGGAAUGUACUGAUCUGCAUGGAGAAAACGAUUGUGUUACCUCAGAGCAGCGACAGUAUAGGAGCUCAACUUCUUACUGCUGCUAAGGAACUGUCUAAACUAAAGGGAGGGGUGGAGCCAAAAAGCUUGACACCAAGGCAAUGCGUGAUCGUGGAGGCAGCACUGGAUUCAAUAAAGCUCUUCUUCCAUGCUGGUGGGAACGGUUUAAAAAAAGCAUACCUGGAGAAGAGCCCUGAGCUGUCAUCGCUGCGCUAUGCUCUCUCACUAUAUACACAGACCACAGAUGCUCUUAUCAAGGCGUUUGUGACAACACAACAUGCUCAGGUUCAAAAUGGCAUGGGCAUCAGGUUCACCCCCAAGGAGAACGUUCGACCUGACAGAGGCUCUGGGGUUGAGCGGCUGAUUGGGGAGGCAGUGAUUCAGCUGGAUUUGUCGCCCCCUGCUGGGAACACUGAGCAGAAACUCUGUGUCAGAGUUAUUGCGGUAAACGACAUGACAUGGCAGACCUCAGGGAUGUUUCGUCCAUUUGUGGAAGUUAACCUGGUCGGCCCACAGCUCACAGAGAAGAAACGAAAAUUCACAACCAAAUCGAAAAACAACAGCUGGAAUGCAAAGUACAACGAGGCCUUUCAAUUUGUGUUGGGUAAAGGCGUGAGUCUGGAUUGCUAUGAGAUUCAAAUAACGGUAAAGGAUUAUUGUUUCGGUCGUGCGGACCGGGUGGUCGGGAUCGCAGUACUGCAGCUACGUGACAUAGCAGACAGGAAAAGCUGCGUGUGCUGGUGCCCCUUGGGCCCGCGUAUCAACAUCAACGAAACCGGGACCACUGCACUACGAAUCCUCUCCCAGCGCUCAACUGAUGAGGUUGCCAAAGAGUUCGUCAAACUCAAAUCUGAGACCAGGCCUGCUGAAGAAGGAAGGUGAAGAUGAAACUCAAGGUCGACAUCUUCAAUUUAUCAUUAGGAUUAAAGUGGACUGGUUUAAACAAGAAACUGAUACUAUGAGACAAAUGAAAAGACUGACAGAGAGACGAGCAUUCACAAACCAAGGACCUACACUGUUUAUAAAAUUGUGUAUGUUUAUUCAAAGCCUUAAGAGUCACUUCACUGUUUGACUGGCUUCGCAUCACUCUUCAUGAUGGGCAACUGCUCACUAAAUGAGUGCUAGCAUAGUGUUCCCACGGUCGUGAAAAAUCUGGAAAUGUCUAGGAAAAGUUAAGGAAAUUAAUAGAAUCUUCAUUACAUAGUCAUUACUAAAAUAUUGAAUUGGCAAGUAAUCUCUACAUUUGUGUUUUACAAAAAUGAUCUAGAUUACCAAACAACUUGAAAAUUCAUCGAAAUUAAAAAAAAUAAUAAUAAUCUUAAGUCAGUACUAAAAUAUUUUGUUGGCUAGAAAUUGGUAUUUAUGAAUAUUUUUUUUGAAGAUUUACAUAUAAAAUCUAGUAAACAAAUGACUGGAAAAGUUAUGCAAAUUAAAUUUUAAAUUAGCACUAAAAUAUUUGGUUGGCUAGAAAUGUAAAUAUUUGGUGUUUUUUUUUUUUGUUUUUUUUUACAAAAAAUUAUGUAGGCAUUUAAAUGUUAAAAAGUCAGCAUUAAAAUAAUUUGUUGGUUAGAAAUUGGUCAAAUUGUUUAUCAAACAUCUGGAAGUCACAGCAAUGUAUUGAUAAAAAGGUGUGGGAGCCCUGUGAGAAUAGAAAAGCAGAACUAUCACUUCACAAUUACUCAAAGCACAUUGUAAUGAAAGGUAUCAGUAACAUCGUGAGAACAAAAAAUGGGAGAAGAUGUGAGAGUUUUGCCUAACCAUGAGUCUAUGGGCUCAUUCCACAUGUUCUCUGUGGCCUUGUGAAUGGGAGUGGUCUAUUCUACCUGUUUUUUGAUUGACAGGCACAGAUAUGCACAUUUAGACAUACACUUUUCUCUAUUAGUAUUGAUCACUGAUGUGUUCCAGAAAUCUUAUCUGUGGUACCUUCAAUGCAUUCAUCUUUGUCAAAUUGAAAGGCAUUUCUUGUAGUCAUAGCUUGUUUAUGGGUGUCUCAAAACGGAUAAAUACGGAAGUAAAAAAAAGACAAAUAUAGACCAACCAGUAGUGCCAGCCAUUGAGAAGAGAGGUCCUGUAUGAAGCAUUGUUUACUUUGUGCCAAGUAGUUUGUAUGCUCUCUCUUCUGAGGUGUUUUGUUUGUAAUAUAUGCACAAACAAACAGUCUGUAAAGUAGACUACCACAUGUGCAUGCAUUUCUUGUAAAUUCCAGCUUUUGGUCAUAUGUUUUGUUUAUGUUUUGUUAAUAUGUGGAAAGCUGUUUAUGCGUUUUAAACUGUGGAAGGAGUUCACAGAUUGUAUCCUUAUUCUGAAUUUAUUUAUAAAUGAUUUAUGAAUUAAUGUGUGAUUCUGAUCUCUCUUUUGGAAUCCGUUUUUGUGACACUGGUGUGUUUGUUUGGAUGCAUUGAUCUGUGAUUGUAAAACCUACUCUCGCUAUUUUAAACUUUCUAUAUGACUGUCGUUCUUCCUCUUUAAUCAUUUCCUCUCUUCUUUUGUCUACAGUAUUUAACAGCAGAAGCAUGUCAUUUUUUUAGUGUUCCUUCUCUCUUUAGAAGUGCCUCUAGAAGAGUCUGAUCCAGAUACGUCCUUGCCCUGGUUGUUGUUUAAAACCACCAGGCCGUUCCACUCCCUUGACCUCUGCCUUUAAUGAGGUGACAUGUUUUAAAAAUCAAUGAAACCCAGGUAAGACUAAAUUCUGUAGAAUGCAGAUCACUUAUUUGUUUUAAUGCUAGCAGUUUGAUGUGGAAUAUGUAUGUUUAAAAGUUAGGGAAUGGCAUUGAUUUUGUGGCAAAUACUUUUUAACCUCUAAAUUAAAGUUAUUUUGGUGGUGUCACAUUAAGAUUCUCUCACUUCUGCGUUUUGGGGCAGUUUAGGGUCAUCGGUUCGUUACAUUUGUUUUAUUGCAAGUAUGGAUAAACAUUGGUAGUUUUAUAAAUGU